GGAGUCUUGCUCUGUCACCCAGGCUGGAGUGCAGUGGCACAAUCUCGGCUGACUGCAAGCUCUGCCUCCUGGGUUCGCGCCAUUCUCCUGCCUCAGCUUCCGGAGUAGCUGGGACUACAGGCACCCGCCACUGCGCCCGGCUAAUUUUUUGUAUUUUUAGUAGAGACGGGGUUUCACCUUGUUAGCCAGGAUGGUCUCCAUCUGCUGACCUCGUGAUCCGCCCGCCUCGGCCUCCCAAAGUGCUGAGAUUACAGGCGUGAGCCACCGCGCCCGGCCAAUAUUAUUAUUUAUAAAAGAGACAGGGUCUUGCUCUGUUGCUCAGGCUGGAGUUCCGCACAAUCACAGCUCUCUGUGACCUCAUCCUUCUAGGUUCAAGCCAUUUUCCCACCCCUGCCUUCCGAGUAGCUGGGACUACAGACGUACAACACCACGCCGGGCUAAUUUUUGUAUUUUUUGUAGAGAUGGGGUCUCACUAUGUUGCCCAGGCUGGUUUGGAACUCCUGGGCCCAAGUGAUCCAUUCCUCUCGGUCUCUCAAAGUGUUGGGAUUACAGGCGUUAGCCACCGCUCCUGGCCUAUCAAUGUUUUUCAAAGCGAUAUCCCAGUACCACCAGAAUAAAAAUCACCAGUCCAAGGUAAAAAUGUCAGUUAAGCCCCAGGAGAUCCCUAAAGAAUUUGAGUCUACGGCUUUAAGACAGCCUUUUUUUUUUUUUUUUUUUUUUUUUUUUGAGACGGAGUCUCACUCUUGUUGCCCUGGCUGGAGUGCAGUGGCGCGAUCUCGGCUCACUGCAACCUCUGCCCCCUGGGUUCAAACAAUUCUGCCUCAGCCUCCUGAGUAACUGGGAUUACAGGCACGCUCCACCACCCCCGGCUAAUUUUUGUAAUUUAGUAGGGACGGGGUUUCGUCAUGUUGGCCAGGCUGGUCUCAAAGUCCUGACCUCAGGUGAUCCGCCCGCCUCAGCCUCCCAAAGUGUUUGGGAUUACAGGCGGGAGCUACCGCGCCCGGCCAAGGCGGCCUUCUUAAGAAGCGCGCGUAAAACCCCAACUUCCGGCUCUGGCUCUACGGCCGCUGGGGAUCUGAGUAGGCUCCUCCCCGCCCUGGCCCCGCCCCUCCCGGCCUCCCGCCGCAAUCUUGGCGGGAAGGCGCCGGCAGCUAAGAAGCCGAAAGAUGUCCAGGUCGGGCGCGGCGGCUGAGAAGGCGGACUCCAGACAGCGACCCCAGAUGAAGGUAAAUGAAUAUAAAGAAAAUCAAAACAUCGCUUAUGUGUCUCUGAGACCAGUACAGACUACAGUUUUAAUAAAAACAGCUAAGGUCUAUCUUGCCCCCUUUUCACUCAGUAAUUACCAGCUAGACCAGCUUAUGUGCCCCAAAUCCCUAUUAGAAAAGAAUUCUAACAAUGAAGUGGCAUGUAAGAAGACUAAAAUAAAGAAAACUUGCAGAAGGAUUAUACCUCCAAAGAUGAAAAACACAUCUUCCAAGGCAGAAUCCACGCUGCAAAAUUCAUCCUCAGCUGUUCAUACUGAAAGUAACAAGCUACAACCCAAGAGAACGGCAGAUGUGAUGAAUCUCAGUGUCGAUGUGGAAAGUAGUCAGGAUGGAGACAGUGAUGAAGAUACCACACCAGGCCUGGAUGAUUUUUCAGGAUUGUCACCCUACGAAAGGAAGAGACUGAAGAACAUAUCAGAAAACGCAGACUUUUUUGCUUCUCUUCAGUUGUCUGAGUCUGCUGCAAGACUCCGUGAAAUGAUAGAGAAGAGACAGCCUCCUAAAUCCAAGAGAAAGAAGCCUAAGAGAGAAAAUGGGAUUGGAUGUAGAAGGUCAAUGCGAUUACUAAAAGUUGAUCCUUCGGGAGUUUCAUUACCAGCAACUCCAACACUGCCGACAUUAGUAGCAGAUGAAACUCCUUUGUUACCUCCUGGGCCUUUAGAAAUGACUUCUGAAAAUCAAGAAGACAACAAUGAACGAUUUAAAGGAUUUCUGCAGACAUGGGCAGGAAUGAGCAAGCCAAGUAGUAAGAACACUGAGAAGGGGUUAUCUAGCAUUAAAAGCUACAAAGCCAAUUUAAAUGGCAUGGUCAUUAGUGAAGAUACUGUUUACAAAGUUACCACAGGCCCAAUAUUCUCUAUGGCUCUCCACCCAUCAGAAACUAGAACUUUAGUAGCAGUUGGGGCCAAGUUUGGGCAAGUUGGACUUUGUGAUUUGACCCAGCAACCUAAAGAAGAUGGAGUUUAUGUUUUUCAUCCUCAUAGUCAGCCAGUUAGCUGUCUUUACUUCUCACCCGCCAAUCCGGCCCACAUACUGUCACUGAGCUAUGAUGGCACGUUACGCUGUGGGGAUUUUUCCAGGGCUAUUUUUGAAGAGGUGUAUAGAAAUGAAAGAAGUAGCUUUUCCUCCUUCGACUUCUUGGCAGAAGAUGCCUCCACUUUAAUAGUAGGACACUGGGAUGGAAAUAUGUCACUGGUGGAUAGACGGACACCUGGAACUUCUUAUGAGAAACUUACCAGUUCUUCAAUGGGAAAAAUAAGAACUGUUCAUGUCCACCCAGUGCAUAGACAGUAUUUUAUCACUGCCGGAUUGAGGGAUACUCAUAUUUAUGAUGCAAGGCGAUUGAAUUCCAGGAGAAGUCAGCCUUUGAUUUCUUUGACUGAACAUACAAAGAGCAUUGCUUCCGCCUAUUUUUCACCUCUUACUGGUAACAGAGUGGUGACCACAUGUGCCGAUUGUAAUCUGAGAAUUUUUGACAGCAGCUGUAUAUCUUCUAAGAUUCCUCUCCUCACCACCAUCAGGCACAACACUUUCACUGGGCGAUGGCUGACCAGGUUCCAAGCCAUGUGGGAUCCUAAACAAGAAGACUGUGUCAUAGUUGGCAGCAUGGCCCAUCCACGACGGGUAGAAGUCUUCCAUGAGACAGGAAAGAGGGUGCAUUCGUUUGGUGGAGAAUGCCUUGUCUCUGUGUGUUCCAUCAAUGCCAUGCACCCAACUCGGUAUAUUUUGGCUGGAGGUAAUUCCAGCGGGAAGAUACAUGUUUUUAUGAAUGAAAAAAGCUGCUGAGUUUUUGGUUUAGGAACAUCAAUAUGUUCAAAUUGACCACUGUCUAAGGAGCCUAGUAAUUGGCGUGCCUUAGUGUGUUAUUUGGUAAUGUUACAUUUAGCAAAUAUAACAUUGUUUUAUUAAUAAGACUAUAAGAAGAGUGUACUUUUAGUAAGGGAGAAGUCUUGGAGGAUUGCUUCUGCGGGACGGGGAGGGAAUUUGAGGGGAGGCUGAGGUGCCUUCAGGACUUUUUUUUUUUUUUUGAGACGGAGUUUUGCUCUUGUUGCCCAGGCUGGAGUGCAAUAGCGCAAUCUUGGCUCACCGCAACCUCCGCCUCCCAGGUUCAAGCGAUUCUCCUGCCUCAGCCUCCUAAGUAGCUGGGAUGAUUACAGGCAACUGCCACCACACCUGGCUAUUUUUUGUAUUUUUAGUAGAGAUGGGGUUUCGCCAUGUUGGCCAGGCUGGUCUUGAACUCCUGACCUCAGGUGAUCUACCCGCCUCGGCCUCCAAAAGUGCUGAAAUUACAGGCGUGAGCCACUGUGCCUGGCCAUCAGAACUUUUAAUCAAGAGAGUAUGUUGAGAAAUUCUAACAUUAUAAAUGACAAAGCUUUGACUAUUAAAGUUUUUGUGAUCUAAUGAUA
This is a messenger RNA of Symphalangus syndactylus (siamang), 3670 nucleotides long. It is a transcript of the gene WDR76, whose product is annotated as WD repeat domain 76. Gene Ontology annotation, cellular component: nucleus. Lineage: Eukaryota; Metazoa; Chordata; Mammalia; Primates; Hylobatidae. Gene Ontology annotation, biological process: regulation of DNA damage checkpoint. Gene Ontology annotation, molecular function: protein binding; DNA binding. The record is from RefSeq and is a predicted model, not a curated record.